UGCCACGUACUUUCCUCGUUUUGGCAAGAUCAGGUGCCACCGCCACAUUCUCAGUUGGCGAAAACAAUAAACUAAACUAAAAACUAAAUCUGAUCUUUUACGCUGCCGAUGGGAGCGUCUCAGUCUACAGAGCCCGCGGUUUCCGCCGAACAAAGGGAGGCAGAAUCCGUCGCAGCCUCCACCGGUGCUCUCCCUCUCCUCCACAAAGCCUUCUCCAACCUCUCCAAUCCCCAAACUAAUGCCGUCCCCUUCGAAAAUCUUCCGCAAUGCUUCGGUUUCGCACGCGAAGAUCGAACCUACUCCGGCAACAGCGUCCCGGCUUCGUUUCCGGUUUUGUUGGAUCACUUAGGUUCCUCAAUCGUCGAUCAAUUUUUCGUUCCCGGAAAAGGUGGAAUCGAUUGGCUUCAGUUCGUUAAUGGCUUCAAUAAGUGCUGUGCUAGGGUUUCUGCGGCUGUUUCACUCAACAUGCUUUUCAGAGUGUUUGCUGCAAUGGCUUUGAAAGCGAAUGUGCCUCUGCAUUUGGUGUUUGAGUCUGAGGAUGAUGAAUGCAAGAUUAAUGGUCACCUUCUUCCGAGUGAUGUGCUUCUUCUUCUUUACGUGUGUUGGGUUAUGUCUUGGGAUUGUAGAAAUUUGGGAAAUUCUGAAAGGAAAGGGAAUGUUAGGUUACCUGAUCUUAGCCAUUUGGUGUUGUCAGCGAUCACAUCUUGUGGCAAAGUUGAGGGUGGCUUCAAUGUGUGGGAUUGUGAUGUAUCAAGUUUGGGAGUUGAACUUCCUGCAGGGAAGUUUGUUACUUGGGUUAUGAGUACGGUGCCAUGUCUUCCAGAUUGCUUAAGGCAGUAUUUUCAUGCAAGAAUACAAAUGGCAGGGGAUCAAUUGGAAUAUUUGAUCACACAAAAAAGUACAGUAAAUGAUGAGAUUUCAAGAGUGUUUUUAUGCAGUGGAAGUGGAAUGGAUAAAAACCUUCUUUAUCGGUCAUCUACUCAUGGACGAGGCCUCAAUAGAUUUUGGUCUCAUGUAGAAGGUUACAAGGGUCCACUGCUAAUUUUGAUUGCCGCAAGUUCAGGAAAUGCUCGUGAGGGAAGUUCCACUGAUAGGAAGUGGGUUAUAGGUGCCCUAACAAGUCAAGGUCUUGAAAAUAAGGAUAUCUUCUAUGGAGCUUCUGGAUGUUUAUAUUCAAUAAGCCCUGUGUUUCAUGCAUUCCCACCCAGUGGUAAGGAAAAGAAUUUUGUUUAUAGCCACUUGCAUCCUACUGGUAGGGUGUACCAAGCGCAUCCAAAACCAGUGGGAGUUGCAUUUGGUGGAACUCCAGGAAAUGAGAGAAUAUUUAUUGAAGAAGAUUUUUCCAAAGUGACCAUUCGCCACCAUGCUAUUGACAAAACCUACUGUAGUGGUUCUCUCUUUCCGGAUCAAGGUUUCCUAGCCGUUGAAGCUGUGAUUUCAGAAGUGGAAGUCUGGGGACUUGGAGGGGAAGUAGCAAAGGAAGUGCAAAGCUCGUACAAAAGGAGAGAAGAACUCUUCAAUGAACAAAGACGAAAAGUUGACUUGAAAACAUUUGCGAAUUGGGAAGAUUCUCCAGAGAAAAUGAUGAUGGACAUGAUGUCAGAUCCAAAUGCUGUCCGAAGGGAAGACCGCUGAGUUGGACCAUGUGGUUUUGCAUCCCUUAGUACAAGAAUCCUCAGGCAGAAUCAUGGAAUGCCAUCUCGUUCGAUGCUGCUGUGGGUUAUUCAUUAUUUUGGAUUCUGAUCCUCAGGUCACAUGUAUAUAUUGUGCUUGUGUUGUAAUAAUUGUCUUUACAUGUACAAUGUUGGGUGGGGGUGUGUCAACAUAAUCCUUUAUAAAAUUGUGUAUUCUAUUAAAACAUAUCGCCAUAUCGGACAUGGAUGGGGGAACCUUGCAUCAGAAGAGUAUGAUGUGCGAGUCAAAUUUGGAAUAAGGCUGCACAGUGCCUCAGCCAGGAACCAUAGAGCUAAGUCUCUGUCUCGUGCAUAUAUAUCAUUUGAGUGGAAAACACAACUAAAAUAUAGUUAAACUGAUUCCGUAA
Molecule: messenger RNA, 2041 nt
Organism: Arachis duranensis
Lineage: Eukaryota; Viridiplantae; Streptophyta; Magnoliopsida; Fabales; Fabaceae
Source: RefSeq, a predicted model, not a curated record